CGGGGCUGGGCGGGGCUGUGCGCGGCGGGGGUGGCGGCGCUCACGCAGGAACACGAAUUGCUCUGAAGGGCUUAAGAUUGUGUGAAAAAGAUGUUUCCUUUAAAAGACACUGUGAUGGGUGCCUCCACCUUCUUUGCCUCAGCUCUGCCACAUGAUGUCUGUGGAAGUAAUGGGCUUCCUCUAACACCUAACUCCAUAAAAAUUCUGGGGAGAUUUCAAAUCCUUAAAACAAUCACCCAUCCCAGACUUUGCCAGUAUGUUGACAUUACCAGAGGUAAACAUGAGAGACUGGUUGUGGCAGCUGAGCACUGUGAAAAGAGUCUGGAAGAUUCGCUACGAGAAAGAAAGCCUGUCAGUUCUUCGAGGAUCUUAUGCAUAGCAUAUGAGGUUUUGCAAGGUUUACAAUAUAUGAAUAAUCAUGGAAUGGUCCACCGAGCACUCUCCCCUUGCAAUAUUCUUUUGGAUCGAAAGGGACACGUGAAGUUGGCUAAAUUUGGACUCUACCAUAUGACUGCUCAAGGUGUUGAUGUUGAUUUUCCUAUAGGGUACCCAUCGUAUCUGGCACCUGAAGUAAUUGCACAGGGAAUAGGCAAACCAAGUGACCACACUCAGUGUGAGAAACCUCUGCCUUCUGGUCCUAAAUCAGAUCUGUGGUCUCUUGGUAUAAUAUUAUUUGAGCUUUGCAUGGGGAGAAAAUUAUUUCAGAACUUGGAGAUAGCAGAAAGAUUGAAAUUUAUACUUAUGUUAGGCUGUGUAGAUGAUAUUGUAACUGUAUUGGCUGAAGAACAUGGUUGCCUUGAUAUUCUUAAGGACCUUUCUGAAAAUAUCAUCACUCUACUGAAGAAAUGCCUUACAUUCCAGCCUUCUAAGAGACCAACUCCAGAGGAAUUGCUACAUGACAAUUUGUUCAGUGAAGUAUCCUUACUAUAUCCUCCCUUCCACAAACCUGCUGGUCUGUUCUCAUCUUCUUCAAGAUGUGCCAAUUUAACACUACCUGAAGACAUAAGUCAGUUAUGUAAAGAUGAAGAUAAUGAUUACCUAGCAGAAAGAUCAAUUGAAGAGGUUUAUUAUCUCUGGUGUUUGGCUGGAGGAGACUUGGAGAAAGAACUUGUCAACAAGGAAAUAAUUCGAUCAAAGCCACCUGUCUGCACACUUCCCAACUUUUUGUUAGAAGAUGGUGAGAGCUUUGGGCAAGGACGAGAUAGAAGUUCCCUCCUAGAUGACACAACUGUGACUUUGUCUCUGUGCCAGCUCCGAAAUAGACUGAAGGAUGUUGGUGGAGAAGCAUUUUAUCCAUUGCUUGAAGAUGACCAGCCAGCUUUACCUCAUUCCAACAGUAGCAAUGAGCUCUCUGCAGCUGCUACUCUUCCUCUGAUAAUCCGGGAGAGGGACACAGAGUACCAGCUAAAUAGAAUUGUUCUGUUUGACAGGCUGUUGAAGGCCUACCCAUACAAGAAAAACCAAAUUUGGAAAGAAGCCAGGAUUGACAUCCCUCCGCUUUUGAGAGGCAUAACCUGGGCAACCUUGUUGGGUGUUGAGGGUGCCAUAGAAGCAAAAUAUGAUGCCAUUGAUAAAGACACACCGAUUCCUACAGACAGACAAAUUGAAGUUGAUAUUCCUCGCUGCCAUCAGUAUGAUGAGCUGCUGUCAUCACCAGAGGGUCAUGCAAAGUUCAGACGUGUAUUGAAGGCCUGGGUUGUUUCCCAUCCUAAUUUGGUGUACUGGCAAGGUCUUGACUCUCUCUGUGCACCAUUUCUGUACUUGAAUUUUAACAAUGAAGCUCUGGCAUAUGCCUGUAUGUCUGCUUUUAUUCCAAAGUAUUUGUAUAACUUCUUUCUGAAGGAUAAUUCUCAUGUUAUUCAAGAGUACCUGACGGUGUUUUCCCAGAUGAUUGCAUUCCAUGAUCCAGAGCUGAGUAACCACCUCAAUGAAAUUGGUUUUAUUCCAGAUCUUUAUGCAAUUCCUUGGUUUCUUACAAUGUUUACACAUGUCUUUCCUUUGCACAAAAUUUUUCACUUGUGGGAUACAUUGCUGCUUGGAAAUUCCUCCUUCCCAUUCUGUAUUGGAGUUGCCAUACUUCAACAGCUGAGGGAUCGUCUUCUGGCUAAUGGAUUCAAUGAGUGUAUUCUCCUCUUUUCAGAUUUGCCAGAGAUUGAUAUCGAGCGCUGCGUUCGCGAGUCCAUCAACCUGUUCCGCUGGACCCCGAAGAGCGCCACGUACAGGCAGUAUGCGCAGCCGCCCCGGCCAGCUGUGGAGAGUGGCGGCGCCAGGAGCUCCCUGUCCUGCUUGUCCACCGACUACCAGGAGGCUCCUCGGGGUGACCUGUCUAGGGACUCCAUCAAGUUGGAUGAUCUGAAGGCAGAGGUGUCCCCACGAAUUUCAGCAGAAGAUCUGAUUGACUUGUGUGAGUUGACAGGACCUAGUCAUUCCAAAACACCUGUAAAGAAAACAAAACCUAGCAAGCCAAAGCUGCUGGUGGUGGACAUCCGUAACAGCGAAGACUUUAACCGUGGCCACAUUUCUGGCAGCAUCAAUGUCCCUUUUGCAUCAGCAUUUACUGCAGAAGGAGAUCUCAUCCAGUGCCCAGCAACUGCCACGCUGCAGAGCUUUAAAGGAAGAGUUGUGGUGAUUGUAGGAAAUGCAGUGAAGAACACAGCUGCUUUUGCAGCUCAUCUAGUGAAAAACAAGUACCCAAGGGUCUGCAUCCUUGAUGGAGGGAUCAACAAGAUCAAGCCAACUGGUCUCCUCACUGUUCCUUCUCCCCAAAUCUAAGUGACUGCAAACAUUUAGGACAAUCUGAAGAGGAAAGUCCUACCUACAACACAGAUAUCCUGAACCUAAAGGGCAUUAUGGCAUCUUCACAAGCUAUCCUGAUGAUCAGUGUCUUAUCCUUGAGCUGUAGAGCCCAGAAGUUUUGUGUUUGUUCUUUACUGUAGAACUUCAGUUGGAACUGAUCCAAACUGAAGCUUUAAGCUUUCCAAGAAAGCUCUUUCAGCAUUGAUGCAGUGCAGAAGAGCUUAGGCAAGUCUGAACAUAGAGAGAGGAACUCAUCUGGAUUUUGUAGCUUGUAUUUCUGUGGAACAAAAUUAACUGGCACUUGAUGGCUCCAAGGUGCACUGAGAUUUUUUGAAAAAGUGUUUUACUGUGAAUAUUGAGAGUAGGAAAUAUUCUAUGCCGUGUAUAUUCUGUGAAAAAGUGUGUUCCCUAAUACUUGAAAAGUAAUUGCUGUAUCUUCUGACCUGCUUUAUUUCUGACAAAGUGUUUUUUUCAUCUGUUUUGUAAAUAAAGAUGUGUCCCAAAGUGAAAGUCA
Catharus ustulatus (Swainson's thrush) is the source of this 3310-nucleotide messenger RNA. It is a transcript of the gene TBCK, whose product is annotated as TBC1 domain containing kinase. NCBI's taxonomy places the organism in Eukaryota, Metazoa, Chordata, Aves, Passeriformes, Turdidae. Bases 91 to 2772 code for a protein of 893 amino acids. The transcript has 26 exons. Gene Ontology annotation, biological process: protein phosphorylation. The record is from RefSeq and is a predicted model, not a curated record. Gene Ontology annotation, molecular function: protein kinase activity; ATP binding.